Uloborus diversus is the source of this 749-nucleotide messenger RNA. RefSeq names its product brain protein I3-like. Bases 187 to 594 code for a protein of 135 amino acids. The record is from RefSeq and is a predicted model, not a curated record. The transcript has 4 exons. NCBI's taxonomy places the organism in Eukaryota, Metazoa, Arthropoda, Arachnida, Araneae, Uloboridae.
AACGGCGUUGCUCUGUAGAAGUGAAAUGUGAAAUCAUAUGAUAACGCUCAUGCGUAAUUGGUCACUUUUGUUAAAGUGAUGGGUAAACAUAACCGAGCAUCUUUCGGAGCAGCAAAUAUCUUUUGAGUGGUGCUUGACAUUAAAUUAAAAAGCAAGAUUCCCAAUCGGUUAUAAAUGACUUAAACCAUGAACUCUUAUGAUAAACCUCCACCAUAUUCACCUCCAGAAUGUACUGAACAACCCCAAGCACCAACUGCUCCUGUUGUUGCACCCAAUAAUUAUGCAACACCUCCACCGUAUUAUCCCCCUGCAUCUACUGUGGUUUAUCCAAGUGGUUAUCAAACUGCGCCUGUGAAUCCAUAUGAAAAUCGUGGACCACCUCAAAUUAUCUAUACUGGGCCGCCUCAAUAUGGCACUGUCCCAAUUCCUUCAAAUACUGUGGGAUGCUGUCCUGCGUGUAGGGUUGGUUAUCUUGUAGAAGACUAUCCUUGCAUUGGUAUAUGCCUUGCUCUUUUCUGCUUUCCAUGUGGUAUUUGUUGUUGUCUUGCUAUGAAACGCAGGCGUUGUCCAUAUUGUGGAGCUUCAUAUAAGUGAUAAUAUUCUACAGCGGAAUUUUAUGCAGCAAUGUUAUAUUUUGUAUUAUAUCAAUAAAUUGAUAACUUUUCACUACCUUUUAAAACUUGAAUGUGAUCAAUUGUGUAAGAUUUUUUAAAAAUUUUAUGAAAGAAAGAUUUUAGAGCUUAAUAUAC